UUUUCUCUGACAUUAACGGCACCUGCCAUUCCUCCUGCUGCCGACCUAACAGCUCCAGCGCCAAAACUGUCGCCCCAUCCAUUCGGGGGAAAGAAAAUUCCACGCAAAACCCUAAUUCUCUUCGCUCGCCCCCUACGAUUUCUUGUUUCUUCGCGCCGAUGGCCUCCAAUGUUAACCCCGCGAGGGUGGGAGACACAGAGCGCAGCUUGGAGAAGAUCAAGCGGCAGCUGACGUCGGGCUCUGGGAGGUAUCUGCUUCAGGGGCCGCUUCUUAAGCGAUCUGAAACGCUAAGGAAAUGGAAUGAGAGGUGGGUGAUCCUGGACCCAACAACUGGAAAAAUGGAAUACAAGAUUCGGAGAAAUGAGACCGUUGUCAAGGGAACAAUCAUAUUUGAUUCAAACAGUACAAUUACCGUGUCCCCUGUAAACUUCCAUGGGCUCCCAAAAUAUGAUGGCUGCUGUUUUUAUAUUGUAACUCCACAGAAGAAGGAGUACUUCCUUUGUGCUGAAACCCCUGGUGCUGCAAGAGCUUGGGUAUCCACUUUACAUGCAACUCAGUUGGUUCUACGGGCACAUAAAGAGGCAGUGAAUUCAUUGAGUGGGAAUGGCUCUGCAAAAUUAGGUACGGUGGCCACUGUAGUUGCAGCUGCCAACUCAACUGCAAUGGAAGCCUCCAAAGAAAUAGAAGCAGCAAUGAAGAUAUCUAUGAGAGCCGCUCUGGGCUUGAGGACAAAUAAAACAAAUGAAGAUCACCUGGAUGAUCUGACAAUUAUGAAGGAAACUCUUCGAGUGAAAGACGAGGAACUACAGCAGUUAGCUAAGGACCUUCGUGCUAGAGAUUCCACAAUAAAAGAAAUAACAAAUAAAUUAACUGAGACAGCUGAGGCUGCGGAAGCUGCUGCUUCGGCAGCACAUGCAAUGGAUGAAGAGAGAAGACUUGUAUGUGCAGAAAUAGAGCGCCUAAACAAGGAAGCAGAGAAGCAACUAGAGUCGUCCAUGCUUAAGUUGAGGGAAUCUGAAGAAAAGGUGAUGACCCUAAGCAGAGAGCGAGAGAUAUUGUUGAAGCAGAGGGACUCUGCUCUUCAGGAGGCACAACUAUGGCGUUCUGAGCUUGCAAAAGCUCGAGAACGUGCCGUGAUAUUAGAAGCAGCUGUUCUUAGAGCUGAAGAAAGGGCCAGGGUUGCAGAGGCAGAUGCUGAGGCUCGAAUAAAGGAUGCUGCAGAAAAAGCAGCAGCCACAGUGAAAGAAAAAGAAGACCUCCUAGCACUUGUGAAUAUCUUGAAAACACAGGUCCAGAGACAACAAGGCAACACUAAGCAGGUCCUUGAAGAGAGAUCCGAGUCAUGCUCUGGUGCUGAUGACACUCUUUCAAUGACAAAACAUGUAGACUUGUCAGAGGAUGAUGUAGAUAAAGCUUGCUUAUUUGAUUCAGGAUCAGUUCCUGGGAAUAAUAUAGUCCAAUUGGCAGUUGAUGGAGUUGAAAUCCGUUCUAUUGGUGAUCCCGAGUGGAGUGAUAUCCAGUCGACAGAUGCGAGGAUAGCUGAUGUAAGGGAGGUCGCCCCUGAAGCAGAGCAAAGAAGCUUCGACAUUCCGUUGUGAGCCCUCCGGUUGACAACCACCAGCAUAGAGAGAUCCCUUCCCAGCCAUGAUGUGAGCUAUUCGUUGAAUUUUUGUGAUGGUGCCAACCACGGGGCAUCAUAUAAUUUCAUACUGCUAAAUAGAGCUCUUGUAAUAUGACAUGCUGUGGGAACUCUUCCAAAACUUUAUUUGAUUGUGGAGAUGCUUUGCGAGAAACUGCUAGAUACUAGGAUUCAAAUAUCUGCUAGAAGGAUUUGGCAAAAAAAAAGAAAGAAAAGAGCUGCUAGAUCAGUAUGUUUGCAAGGAUAUGUUCUGAUUUCGGAUCAAUGGUCAUUGUAUCAAAUUAUACAGGCGAAUAAAGGUUUUCAGUCUUUGGUUUGUUAUGA
Molecule: messenger RNA, 1963 nt
Organism: Phoenix dactylifera (date palm)
Lineage: Eukaryota; Viridiplantae; Streptophyta; Magnoliopsida; Arecales; Arecaceae
Source: RefSeq, a predicted model, not a curated record